Messenger RNA from Paramecium tetraurelia, 783 nucleotides. RefSeq lists its product as uncharacterized. NCBI's taxonomy places the organism in Eukaryota, Ciliophora, Oligohymenophorea, Peniculida, Parameciidae. The record is from RefSeq and is a predicted model, not a curated record. The transcript has 2 exons.
AUGAGACCUAAGCAAGAUUAUUAAUUCCAUGUUUUUUCUAUUAUUGAAUAUAAUUUUGUUUCUAUUGGAACAGCAAUCCUGUAGAUAUAAACUAUUAUUAUUGAAUUAUAAGACUACAUUCAAAGUAUUAUCGAUUAUUCAAUAAAUGAAAAGAAUUAAAUUAGUUUUUUAGAGUGUGAAAUUUUUGAUUAGGAUUUUAGAAUUCUGGUAUUUCAAAUAAUCAAUCAAGUCUAAAUAAUAAGUCAAAUUCGCAUAAAUAUGUAAAAUUAUUCGAUUUCUUUUAAAGUACACAAAUUACUUAGGCAUGGAUUGGGAAAUCAUUUGAAAUUAUAUUUUUAUAAUAAAAAUUACCUUAUUCUAAUAUCAGACUAAAAUAAAGCCUACUUCUAUGAUUUAAAAGAGCCUCUAAAUUUUAUUGAUUAUUUUGGGGCAAUCAGAUGGAAUAAUGAUUUUUAUUAUCCUUUUAAUACUACACAUUUAUACGUAUUUUAAGCAAAUGCUAGUUAAAUAUAUUUUGGAGAAUUAGGUUAUAAAUUUGAUACAUAGAGUCAGCUUUUUGAAAAUGACACAUUUACCUUGGUGGCUGAGAAUUAGGUAUCUUAAGCUCGAUGCAGGAUAACCAUAAAUUAAAUUGGUGAUCAUUUAGGGGAUAACAAUUUUUAAAUAAAAUUGGUUAUUUUUUUUGUGCUUAUUUUAAUUUUUUAUUUUUCUUUUGAGGAGGAUGCAAUUAAAAGCGCAUCAUCAUCAAAAUUUUGCAAAUACUUCAAAAAUUCGAAGAAUUGA